Molecule: messenger RNA, 1918 nt
Organism: Perca fluviatilis (European perch)
Lineage: Eukaryota; Metazoa; Chordata; Actinopteri; Perciformes; Percidae
Gene: ppifa
Product: peptidylprolyl isomerase Fa
Exons: 6
Coding region: 87-659 (190 amino acids)
Biological process (GO): protein folding; protein peptidyl-prolyl isomerization
Molecular function (GO): peptidyl-prolyl cis-trans isomerase activity
Source: RefSeq, a predicted model, not a curated record
GUCAGUCCGUAGGCGUGACGUCACAUGUAAACACCACCAGCUCUCCCGUUGCCUGCAGGUCCUCUUCACCUUUCAGCCGAGCAGCGAUGUUACAACUAAAGAACCGCAUGCGAUACAGCACGCCGGGCGUCGCCGCCGCGAAGCUCUUUUCCUCCGUUCCAGCUAAAAAUCCCGUCGUGUAUUUGGACAUCGAGGCCGACAAAGAGCCUCUUGGAAGAAUAACUAUUGAGUUGAAUGCAGAUGUAGUGCCAAAGACUGCAGCAAACUUCAGAGCACUGUGCACUGGGGAACUUGGCUUUGGAUUCAAGGGAUCUGUGUUUCACAGGGUCAUACCUGAGUUCAUGUGUCAGGGGGGGGAUUUCACCCACCACAACGGCACUGGAGGGAAAUCUAUAUAUGGGAAGACGUUUAAAGAUGAAAACUUCACAUUAAAACACACUGGUCCAGGAACUCUUUCAAUGGCAAAUUCAGGGCCAAACACUAACGGCUCCCAGUUCUUCAUCUGUACGACCAAAACUGAAUGGCUUGAUGGUAAACACGUGGUGUUCGGGCAGGUCAAGGAAGGUAUGGAUGUGGUCAGCAAGAUGGAAUCCUUUGGUUUACAUGACGGCGGUGUGAUUAAGAAAAUUGUCGUCACUGACUGUGGGGAGGUCAAAUAACAACUAAGAUCACACAUGGACUUCUGUUGGAUGACUCAGCAUGCAACCAUUGGGUAUUUACUUUAUAUUUCGUUCUGUGGUGUUCAUGACACCUUCAAGGAGGAACUGACACAGGCGAUUCUGCUGUUUUAUAGUUGAUUAUGAUGUCAGAAGAUCUCUUGCUUUUCUGAGUUUGAACUUGAACCAUUUUUAUACAAGCACUAAGUCAUUUGCUAUGUUCAAUGCUGUUAUUGCGCAAUUUGCCACUUACUGCCAAAUAAAAUGACCGUUUUCAGAUAUUACUAGCUCUGGUCUCAGUACAAGACAUUUUCACUCAUGUGCCACCCACCAUGCUGGUUUUAAAGCUUCCUGGAAAUGAUCCUUUCCAGUGCGAAUGACUUCCUGUCCACCAGAGCAGGAUGUGACAUCAUGUGACAUCCACCUACAGUGGGGCUGAAAUAUCGCAUGAAUGCAGUUGACAGAUGAUAGAACUGCGGCAGGCUAUAGCCCCAUUGGACAUGGUGCAUACAGAUGAUUUCAUCUGCUGGAACAACGAAGGACCCUGAAAAUGUCUUUAGCUUAUACUGUAUGUGGGCUGCUCUUCCUUCACUGCUUCUUUAUUUGAAACGCAGAGGGUCUGGAGGAGAGAAAGAGAAAAGGAGGCCAGGACAUGUCUGAAAGCCAGAGACUGGGUGGUGCUGCUUAUCGAGCUAAUACUUUAUGAAAGUAAAUAAUGAAGCAACGUGAAAAAGCGGCCAUGCCCCUAAAUGAAACCAUAUGCGCACUGACCUUCCACCGUUUGUUUGAAUUCUCAGAUUACAUUGUUGCUAUAGAGACUUCUCAGCUCUCACUCUGUACGAGGAAGAGAUGUUGUAACAAACUUGAUAUAAUUUGGGUCCCCACCCUCUGGUUUAGUUUUAGUUAUUUGGAAUGCAUGUCCAAUAUUGUGCAUGGAAACUUGGCUCGAAAGACAGCGGUGCUGUGGCCAACGUUAAGUACACAUGCAACACAAUGACAUCUUGACAACUGGUACAAGCUGGUUCUUCUGCUGUAAAUGUCUCCAUUUAUCACACAGCACCUCUGUCAGCUGGUGUCCUUUUUUAUGUUUUGGUUUUCCUGUCCGCAGUUUGACUCAAAGUGUUGAAAUCAAGUCCUGUCAGUUCGAUGUGUCUGUUAUCUUUCAGCACUUUCACGGAAAGUGAAAAACAAGUUUUACAAGCCCCACCCCCCUUUUUUUGCAUUGCACAACCACCAUAAAUAAUCUAUUAAAAACCUCUUCA